This is a messenger RNA of Drosophila grimshawi, 867 nucleotides long. RefSeq names its product transcription factor Sp5 (gene hkb). NCBI's taxonomy places the organism in Eukaryota, Metazoa, Arthropoda, Insecta, Diptera, Drosophilidae. The coding region runs from base 1 to 867 and encodes 288 amino acids. The record is from RefSeq and is a predicted model, not a curated record. Gene Ontology annotation, molecular function: RNA polymerase II cis-regulatory region sequence-specific DNA binding; DNA-binding transcription factor activity, RNA polymerase II-specific. The transcript is spliced from 2 exons. Gene Ontology annotation, biological process: regulation of transcription by RNA polymerase II.
AUGUCGACAAUUAACAUGCAUCCCCCGCAAACAUAUUCGCGCCUGUUCCGUCCCUGGGAUACGCAACGCCAAACACCUGCACCGCCCGCCAGGACAGUGAAAUGUGAGCAUCAGCCCGAAACAGUGACCAUUAAAACGGAGCUGCCCAGCAGCAGCAGUUAUUGCCAGGAUAGCGACCGAGAGUCCUCCUCAUCCUCGUCGAGCAGCAGCAGCAGCAGCAGCCACAGCAGCAAGUCCAGCUAUGAGGAUGGACUUAACAGCAGUUACACGCGCACUUCGACUCCACUGCUGGAUGCCACGCCGCAGCCAGCGUUAGCAGCAUCCACAGAAGUAGCGCCACAGCAGCUGUCGCCGCAGCCAGCUCCAUAUCUGCCCGCCAGUGAUCUGUAUUACGCUGCAGCAGCAGCUGCUGCCGCCGCCGCCAAUACACCGGCCGCUGCUGCAUUUGGCAUGGAUCCGUUCACGAUUGGCUUGAUGGAGCAGGAGUACGCACGUGUCAUGGCCGAGGAUGCGCAGCUGAAGGCGCUGAAUGCUCGCAAGCAGCGACCAAAGAAAUUCAAGUGCCCCCAUUGCGAUGUGGCCUUCUCGAAUAAUGGCCAACUAAAAGGACACAUUCGCAUACACACCGGCGAGCGACCCUUUAAGUGCGACGUAGAAACCUGCGGCAAGACCUUCACUCGCAACGAGGAGCUGACGCGGCACAAGCGUAUCCAUUCGGGUCUCCGUCCAUAUCCUUGCAGUGCCUGUGGCAAGAAGUUCGGCCGUCGCGAUCAUCUCAAGAAACAUAUGAAGACGCAUAUGCCACAAGAGCGCCAGCUGGGACCGGCCAUCUUUAUGCCCAUGUAUCCAUAUCUCUAUGGCUACUAA